Messenger RNA from Solea senegalensis (Senegalese sole), 1795 nucleotides. RefSeq names its product tetraspanin-8-like. Gene Ontology annotation, cellular component: membrane. NCBI's taxonomy places the organism in Eukaryota, Metazoa, Chordata, Actinopteri, Pleuronectiformes, Soleidae. The record is from RefSeq and is a predicted model, not a curated record. Bases 875 to 1591 code for a protein of 238 amino acids. The transcript is spliced from 10 exons.
CGUCGGGACAGUGCCUCUGCGUUGGUGUGGUGACGACCAGCCCGGUGGUGGAUUUCAAAGUCGUAGUUUUGAAGUGUCUCAAGCGGCCGUGCCAGCUGCCCCUUUGGUUCUUUGAAGUGGAGAAGCUAGGUGAGGGAAGCAUGGUCGGUGCACAGCAGGAACCUCUGCCCAUAGAGGACAGCACUGCACUGAGACCCACAUCGCUGGCAUCCGUGCCUACGAUGAAUGGUCUCUGGGAGUCGGGGUAAGCAAUACAGGGACCUCGAUGAGCGCCAACCAGAGGUGGGAGAAAGCAUGUGCACAGUCCUGCACAGUCCUCACCCCGCUAGAAUGCCUGUCCUUUCUGGGUCAGCUUAUGCAGGGGGCUGGUGAUGGUGAUGAAUCCCUGACGAAAUGCCGGUAGUAGGACGCCAGGCACAGGAAGCUCCGCAACUCACCAACAUUGCGGGGAACAGGCCAGUCCGUCACUGCUGAGAGUGAGAGUGAAUGGUUGUUUGUCUCUAUGUGGCCCUGUGAUGAUCAUUGUUGGACAGCACCGUUUCCGUUGCAGUUAAUGUCAUUGUGUUUCAGUUAAUGUUUUUCUAUUUGUGUUGGUGAUUUGCACUUCUAGGCCACCGUACAGAACAGCAAGACAGAAAAAAGAAGUAUGGAAGUUCAGACCUGUCAAAUUUAAAUGAAUUAAACAGAAUCCCAAUCUCGCCCAGGGCACUUACACGGACAGUGAAACAACAGAUGAAGGGAAGGGAGGGAGUGGGAGACACAACCCACCCAUCCUUGUUUGGGCUCCUCCCCUCCACCACUCAGAUAUAACCUCAUCUUCUCUCCAUAGAUUUAAUAAUCCUACAUCCACUAACUCUGCAUUCAAGAAAAGAAGAUGGGGAAAGUGCACAUCUGUUUGAAACGGAGUUUCAUUGGCGUGAUAAAUGUGAUUGCGAUCCUCAAUGCCAUAAUGUUUGGAGAUCUGAUUGCUAAUGGACACCUCCCUGAUGGUGAAGAGAUUCAAAACAAACCUCAACUGUUGGUCUUCACCAUCACACCUCUGGUUUUGGUCAUCCUUGGUGUGUUUGGUGUCUACAAAAAGAAGAAGUGGGCUCUCAUAGUGUUUACAGUUGGAAUGAUCCUGAUAGACGCGAUUAUGUUACUUUUGUCAGCCGUUUUUUUGGCUGGUAAGACUCAGCUCGUUGAAGAGUUUGGGAAUAAAUACAGGGACGUUGGACCACUGUCUGAAAGUCAGGAAUUUCAACUAAAUUUAUCAGAACAACAGAAAAAAUUUCAAUGCUGUGGAUUAGCUCGGGGCUACAUGGACUGGGGCCACGACAUCCCAGACACUUGCGAAUGCAUUGGCAGCGCAACUAGUAAUCCAUGUGUGGAGCUCUACACCAGCGACGACAGCGUCAGAAUGGUUUAUGAAAAGCCAUGUCUUCCAUACUUGAUGGAAAACUAUGAGUGGUUCAUCACUGUAGUGGGAGGGAUAGCGAUGGCAUUCUCGUUACUCUGGAUGCUGUCUGUGGUGUUGAGUAUCGUCAUCUUGUGUAAGUUGUGCCAGAAGGAAGAUGCUCCAGCAGUGGUCUACCACACAGGAGAAAACUGAAGUAACUUUCUUUUUAAAUUUCUUUCCUUUACUUUUUUGGCUGCACUACUAUGUAUUUUUUUCCCUCUCUCUUCCACUGCAUAUAUUGUGGCUUUUGCACUCAAAUGUACCAGUGCAUUUAUUUAUUUUUCAUGUCUAAACCUAUCUAUACAGUAACACAAAGCUGGUGGUGCCCUGAGACUUUCGCAUAGUAUUGUAUGUACA